Molecule: messenger RNA, 1566 nt
Organism: Exserohilum turcica Et28A
Lineage: Eukaryota; Fungi; Ascomycota; Dothideomycetes; Pleosporales; Pleosporaceae
Exons: 2
Coding region: 1-1566 (521 amino acids)
Biological process (GO): amino acid metabolic process
Molecular function (GO): carboxy-lyase activity; pyridoxal phosphate binding
Source: RefSeq, a predicted model, not a curated record
AUGAAUUCUUCGCAGUUUCGGGAAGCGGCAAAGGGCGCCAUUGACGAAAUCGCACAAUACUACGACACACUAGAGGAUCGGCCAGUCUUGCCCGCAGUCAAACCAGGAUACCUCCGGCCUCUACUUCCCUCGUCCACGCCGGAGCAAGGCGAGCCAUGGGAAGCCAUCCAAGCAGAUAUCGAGCGCGUCAUCAUGCCAGGACUUACGCACUGGCAGUCUCCCAAGUUCAUGGCUUUUUUCCCCUGCAACUCGUCGUUUGAAGGCAUGCUCGGAGAAAUGUACAGCGGAGCCUUCAACGCCGCCGCCUUCAACUGGGUCUGCUCGCCCGCCAUCACGGAGCUCGAGACGGUCGUCAUGGACUGGAUAGCCAAGCUCAUUGCGCUGCCAAAAGAGUUCCUCAGUGACGGCGAGGGCGGCGGCAUCAUCCAAGGCACAGCCAGCGAAGUCGUGCUCACGGCGCUCGUCGCCGCCCGCGAACGCAUCAUCAGACGCAAGCUAGGCGACAUGCCCGAAGGCGACGAGAGACUCGACGCCGCCGCCGACAUCCGCGCCAAACUCGUGGCCCUGGGCUCCGAGCACGCACACUCUUCCACGCAGAAAGCCGCAAUCAUAGCAGGCACCCGGUACCGCAGCGUCCCCAGUUCGCGUGCCCACAACCACAGCGUGACUGCCGCGGGGCUCCGACAGACGCUCGAGGAAUGCAAGGCCAAAGGCCUCGAGCCCUUCUACUUCACCAUCACGCUGGGUAGUACAGGAACCUGCGCGAUCGACGACUUCGAAGGCAUCGCGGCGCUCGCCAAAGAAUUCCCAGACCUCUGGAUCCACGUCGACGCCGCGUAUGCCGGAUCAGCGCUCGUGUGCCCAGAGUACCAGCAUUUGUGUGCUCCGAUUGCGCACUUUGACUCGUUCAAUUUUAAUCUGCACAAGUGGCUCCUCGUCAACUUUGAUUGCUCGGCCUUCUUCAUCAAGAGGCGCAAAGACCUCAUCGACACGUACAGCAUCACCCCGACGUAUCUGCGCAAUCCCCACUCGGACCAGGGCCUCGUCACGGAUUAUCGUGACUGGCAGAUUCCGCUUGGCCGCCGCUUCCGCAGCCUCAAGGUCUGGUUCGUGCUGCGCAGUUACGGCGUCGCUGGGCUCCGCGCUUUCAUCCGCAAACACGUGGCUCUCGGCGAGUAUUUCCACGACCUGCUACUCUCGCGGCCCGACGUCUUCAGCGUAACUACGAAGCCCGCAUUUGGCCUCGUGACAUUCCAGGUCACGCACGGCGUGCUGCCUGCGGGAAACGAAGAUGCUACGGUUGCCGCGAACCGGCCGGAUCCGAGCCAUGGCGCGCUGCAGAAUGGGUUCCAGGCGGAUGCCGAGGCCCAGUACGUCGAGAUGGUGAAUCAGCGCACCAAGGACGUGUACGAGAAGGUGAAUACCAAGGGCGAUUUCUUCCUCACGAGCACCGUCGUGGGCGGCAGGUAUGUGAUUCGCGUUGUUAGUGCCACGGUCAAGAGCGACGAGAAGUGGAUGAAGAUGCUGUUUGAUGAGCUGGUGGAGAUUGCGGAGAAGAAGGCAUGA